GUAAAAUUAGCCGUUUGGGCCAGAAAAAUGUUAAAAAAUGUCCUAUUAAAUAAUAAAUGAAUGACAUUAUACCUUUCUCGCAACGAAUUUGUAGAUUGUUUGGAACAAUGUCCCGAUCAAAAGUUAGAUAUUUUGUUAACUCAAAAGAAGAUUAUACAGGAUCUAGUCAAAUUGUAAUUCCAGUACCAGAUAUAACACAACAUUUAAAUGAUACUAUUGUCCAAAUAGAAAGUGGUGUUAAACCUACAGAAGAGAAUGCUGGAGAUGGAAUCUAUUUAGGUACUGCUGGGAUAGCAUAUAUGUUCUACCAUCUAAGCAAGGUUCCAACACUUUCGUCAAAAAAAUCUCAGUUUUUAAGACAAGCUGUUACUUAUUUAAAACCAGCAAUAACAGUAGCAAACUGCAAUAAAACAGAUAGUGUUCCGUCUUUUAUGUUAGGAAAUGCUGGAAUUUAUGCUGUAGCGGCUACAGUUUUCAACAGUUUAGGAGAUCACGAUCAAAGCAACUACUAUAUUCAAUUAUAUUAUGACUCAGCUGAUACUGUGAAAAAACCACGUUUUCUUAAUUAUGGAUCUGAUGAACUCUUUGUUGGUAGAGCAGGCUACGUUUUGGGAGCUCUUUGGAUUGCUGCAGAAACAAACACUCCUCUGAGAAAGGAUGACGUUUACGAAAUUUGUAAUAGCAUUAUAAGAUCAGGAAGAGUCUACUCUAAAACUCACGAUUCUCUUUGUCCCCUUAUGUAUUCAUAUUAUGAAGUGGAAUAUUUAGGCGCUGCUCAUGGACUUUGCUCUAUACUCCAAGUACUAUUGACAGUUCCUGGUUACAUGGAUUCGCAUCCGAAUGAAGCUAAAGAUAUUAAGAAGAGUAUUGAUUUCUUACUUAGUCAGCAAGAUGAGGAAGGUAAUUUUCCUGCAGCAGUUGAUGAAAUAGGCUAUCCUUCGGACCUUAUUCACUGGUGCCAUGGGGCUGGUGGAAUGAUUUUCCUUAUGGCAAAAGCAUAUCUUGUCUUUAAAGAACAGAAAUACUUAGAUUCUUGUAUAAUUAUGGGAAAUCUAGUAUGGGAAAAAGGUCUAUUAAAAAAAGGCCCAGGAAUAUGUCAUGGCAUUGCUGGCAACGGCUAUGUUUUUCUUUUGCUAUACAGAUUGACGCAAGAACAAAAAUAUUUACAUAGAGCUAUAGAGUUUUAUAAAUUUAUGUGGUCAAGUGAGUUCCAAAAUGGGUCUAGAACUCCGGAUUUUCGUUGUAGUUUGUUUGAAGGUUUAGCUGGAACUACCUGCUUUUUGGCCGACCUAACUCAUCCUUCUGAAGCAAAAUUCCCGUUUUAUGAUAUUUUCUGUGUAUAUAAAUAAAUAUGACAUUCUUAGAA
Diabrotica balteata is the source of this 1366-nucleotide messenger RNA. NCBI's taxonomy places the organism in Eukaryota, Metazoa, Arthropoda, Insecta, Coleoptera, Chrysomelidae. The record is from the annotation of a GenBank genome assembly.